CUGUGAGCUGACUGGUUUUCCGAGAACGACCGAGGGCGAAAUCGGAACCACCCGGACUCUUAGCUUGCAUAAGUUCCGAGUGAAUCAGUCGGUAAACAGCGAUACCCGUUCAAGGUGUUUCUUGCCACAGGUCUGCAUGAGGCUAGCCGUGAUAAGGAUGAGGUGUGUCCGAGCAGUCACGUGUUUCCUGCUGUCAAUCAUUUCAGCGAGGGGCGUGGUUUCAGAAUGCCUGAUGACAGAUGACGAGUGCGUAUUUCACCUCACCAUUGAACACCGCCUGACCAUGAUGAAAGACAACAUGGCUGUUUUCCCCUCUGGUCGGAAAUUGUAUAAGUAUGACGUCACAAACACGUCAGAAGCAACCCCUAUGACACCGGAAGGAAUAAUCCAAGCCGACGGCUAUGAGCCACAGCGCUUGGUCACAGUUGCUAACGGUACCAUGCCUGGACCAGCCAUUGUCGUCUAUGAAGAUCAAACGGUCAUUGUACAUGUACAAAAUGAGCUUUAUAACGAGGGCGUAUCAAUCCAUUGGCACGGUCUCCAUCAAAAAGGCACCCCGUUUAUGGACGGAGUAUCGUUCAUUACCCAGUGUCCAAUUCUCCCGGGUCAGUCGUUCACCUACAAGUUCAAGGCCAAACCCAAGGGUACUUUCUGGUAUCAUUCUCACAAUGGAAACCAGAGGACCAUGGGCCUUCUAGGUCCGCUGAUUAUCAAAGAGAAGAAAGCAUCGACGAUGGAAGAAAUGGUAAUGGUGCUACAAGACUGGAACCACGACGACUCAACGACCGUGCACUUAAAGAUGAAUUUCGGUGGAUUCGAGGAACGAAAACCUCUUGAAACAACAGAUGCUCUCGAUGGGUCCCAUUUCAGCCGGUAUUUUAUGACAAGUGGUCUUAUCAACGGCAAGGGCCGUCUCUAUGAUAAGUUCCGGCGUCAUAAUGACGCACCGCUAUCUUUUUUCACAGUGAGACCAAAUCAACUGUACAGGUUCCGGGUCAUCGCCGCUGGCCACCUCUACCCAUUCCGGGUGUCCGUGCACGGUCACGAACUGACCAUUGUGGCGUCCGACGGGUAUGACCUACGUCCAGAAGUCGCAGAGUCCUUCAUCAUCAACCCCGGUGAGAGAAUCGACUUCAUCCUCAACACCACGAACGCAGUGGACAACUACUGGAUUCAGGCACAGACCAUUGAGAAAGGUGUGGACCACAGAGCUGAAGCCAUCCUCAGAUACGAAGGAGCGCCUGAUGCAGAACCAACUUCAUUCAGGAGAACAUGCUCGGAAGCUGAUACGUGUCGCGUCAUCAACAGCCCUUUCACCUACUACCCAAUAGUUAACACUGAAACAGUCAGGUUCGACCAGCUCAAAUCUUUGUCUAAUGAUGACCCCGCUCCUCCGGUGACCUCUGGGAAGUUCAAAGAACACUUCCUCAACUUUGCUUUCCCCGGCUAUACACAUUACCCAGGUCAAGUCAAUGGACAUAAAUUCAAGAUGCCUAAUGUCGCGGGUCUGACCCAAAUGAAUGAGAUUGAUACAUCAUGCGACAAAGUAGACUGCGGGUUUAACAAGACCUGUCACUGUACAUAUACCCUUAACCUUACAUACGGAGACACUGUUCAGAUGGUUCUCCUGAACAUGGGCAACGGGAAGGGUUGGUCUCAUCCGAUUCAUCUCCACGGCCAUUCCUUCUACGUGCUUAAGAUGGGCUAUGCCAUACAAAAUAACUCCACUUAUCAAAUCGAAGGAAGUAACAUGGACAUAAGCUGUAACGGGGAUCCUUUUUGUAAUGCUCCUACAUUUGAAAACUCAUCGUGGACGGGGGAUAACAUACCUGGCCUGGAGCUGAAGAACCCACCGCGGAAGGAUACCAUUAUAGUGCCAACUGGUGGUUAUGUGGUUGUGAGAAUCCGCGCUGACAAUCCUGGACUGUGGUUCAUGCAUUGCCACAUUGAGAUGCACAACGCUGACGGGAUGGCGAUGAUGAUCAACGAGGCUCAGGACCAUCAUCCCUCUCCGCCAAAGAACUGGCCGCAAUGCUCAGGAUUUGGCCCGGAAGUGAUAUAUGAGCCAAAGACUAAUGGAUCAGACAAAGACAAUGAAGCAGACAAGACAAAAUCCAUCCUAACGGUACGCCAUGACGUGUUCUGGACUGUGGUCGGCUGCCUGAUCGGGGUGUGCGCCCUUCAGUUCCUCAUCCUGCUGUGCAUCUGCUGCCGGCGAUGCGAGGGGUCGGGCCGGGAGAAAUACAGCAUGGAGAAAACCCCUGACCCCAAAGUAAACCACGCCUAUGAUAAUAUAGAGGGCGACCUGAACAGUAAACAAAAAUUUUGAAUCAUAUUGUCAGAUACAUAUGCACUGUUAAACUAUCUAAACUUAUUUUAAGAAUAUAAUUUUAAGAAAUCAUGGAAUACACUGGUGUGACGGGAUUAUUUUAAGUAUAUGCACCACUUUGUAGCUGGAAUUUAGGGUGCCCUCUAUCGUGUAUGUAUUACCAUCAAAUCACCUGGAAGAAGGGUGUGGGUGCAGUUUGCCUUCAUGUUACAGUUCCUAACACGCAGUAUCACGUACUUGUUCUUGACCGGCGGGGUAUGUGACGCCCUGAAUGCAUCAGUGCAGCAUUGUACCCGGAUGUCCUUGUUCCCAGCACGCAGAGUCACGUACCAAUAAUGUAACUGGCCUGGCUUUGACAGUGCAAAUUAAUACCCAAAUGUUCCUUGCUCUCAUCGUCACGUACAUUCGCUUCACCGGCGGGCAAUGUGACUGGCCUGACUUCCUCAGUGCACAAACAGAUGUAACCGGAUGUCACAAUUCCAUGUUCGCAGUGUCACGUACUAUAUGCACUUGCUCUAGAUGGGUGCAGUGGGUAUCUGGUCAUUGUUGGUAUGUGACCGGUCUGAGUGCAUCAGUGCAGCAUUUUAUCCAGAUGUCAUAUAUGUAUAUAUAUAUAUAUAUAUAGUUCCAUGUUAGCAGUGUCACGUACUAUAUACUGUACGUACCUGCACUAGACUGGUGCAGUGGUCAUCCGGUCAUCGCUGACAGAAGUGUACAACCUAAAUCCCGUCCAUUUUCUCCCAGUGACAAUAAACUAACACUGGCGUUUACUAACCUUGACAAUCGAGCAUGAAACAAUUCCAAGCAAAUGUGGCAGAAGUUUGUGUGUUAGUGAAUGAAUUAUAUGUACAAUUAUAGCGUGACAUUUUCUUUUUAUGAUGGCACGGAGGGGCCAUUGGUCCGACCAUUUCAGGAACCGGUCAUAACACAUUCUAGUGAUGACGUGGAAAUAUCAUUUUCAAGACAUACAAUUUCUUUGUCUGAAAUGUGGUUCCGAUCAAAUGAACAAUGGUUUUACUCCCCGCCCCCACAAAAGGAAAGGCUCUGUCUGUUACAUAGGAGUCGAAAUGUCGUAUCGCAAUAUCGCUGUGACACGUCGCACCUUUGAUGUCCGCAUAUUGGAACAUAUGGCUUUUAACAUUUAUAACAAUUAAGCCAUUCAUCAUGUCAAAUAUAUUAUAUAAGUGGCCAUCUCUUUUCGUUUUAUCGAACUUAUUUUUAAUAUUCCAAUGUUUAGUUUAAAUUUUACUUGAUGUUAGAUACAUGCAGUAAAACUGUUGCGAAAUUGGAUGUCUACAAACCCUUGAAUGAACACUCCAACAUUAUGUCACACGAUGUACAUACAAGAUAACAUAAGAUAACACUUUACUAUCCCGAAGGAAAUUCGGGUUACAUCAGCGCAAGGUCCCCAGCCUAUUAAUAAACGCACAUACAAAUAAGUAAGAACAUCCCAAACGUAAUUAACAUGUGGCACAACCGAAUAAAUGCUCAACAAAUUAUUUGUCACAAAAGCUAUAAUAAAACCUGGUACUAUUUGCUAUGAAUGGAUUCCCCGCUCUGUUGGUUCUCAACAUCGGCAACCGAUGGUAUUACAGUGAAGCCAUAUUAGAAUAAAACCAGAUUAAAUGAGUGAGUCAGUGAGCGGAAUCAAAGAUAAGUUUGUGGAUUGACAAAUUUGUCGUCAGUACUUUACGGACGUGUAUACAAUACGCUUGGCCUGGUUCAAGAGUGGGGGCUUGGUUGAUGCAUGUCAUCGUAUCCCAAUUGCGUGGAUCGAUGCUCAUGAUGUCAAUCACUGGAUAGUCUGGUCCAGAUUCGAUUAUUUACAGACCGCCGUCAUAUAGCUGGAAUAUUACUGAGUGCGGCGUUAAACAACAAACAAACAAACAAGAGAGAGAGAGGGGGGAAACCUACGAGUGGCCAAUCAGCGCUCUGAUUACACCGGUUAUUUUAUAGUGUGCAGUCUUCUACUCCACACAUUGUUUCAAUAUCAGGCUACGGUAGGGUUCGCUCAAAGUUCGUGCACGGAGUAUGGCUCAUUUAACUUCCGUGAGUUAUGCAAGACCACGUUUCAUUAGCUGACUGAAGACAGACACAUGCACAGCAGCCACGUGUAUUACGGGUGAUGGAGUAACGUCGUGCAUGCGAAUGUGUAACGAGUCCCGGUGUCCUAUCUUCCAUUCAGAAGACAAAUCAUGGAAUCCUGUUUCUGUCCCUGUAUACUUAUUUAACUAUAUAAACAUCACUUAUUUUUUUAUAAAACCAUUUUAAUA
Haliotis rufescens (red abalone) is the source of this 4602-nucleotide messenger RNA. Its product is annotated as laccase-2-like. Gene Ontology annotation, biological process: iron ion transport. The transcript has 3 exons. Lineage: Eukaryota; Metazoa; Mollusca; Gastropoda; Lepetellida; Haliotidae. The record is from RefSeq and is a predicted model, not a curated record. Gene Ontology annotation, cellular component: plasma membrane. Bases 137 to 2329 code for a protein of 730 amino acids. Gene Ontology annotation, molecular function: oxidoreductase activity; copper ion binding.